CAGCAUCUUGUCAUCUAGCCCUACCUACCCGAAGAAGAAGUAGAGCGGGUGGGAGCAGUGGAGCGUCUAGAAGCGUUUUGUUUAUCCUGUUGUUCAAGUCAAACACAUUACCGCAACGGUUUAGCAUUACUGUCUCUGGGAGUUCAAACAAGCGUCUGAGGAGUUUAAAUGGCGGCUAUAAGCAGUAUGAGCAGAAUGUCAGGGCUCUGUUUCCAUGCUGUUCGUCAAACGGCUGCACGUAAGGCGCUGAGGCUGCUGCAGCGGAGGUCCUUCAGAGUCACUGCCAUGCAUCAGCAGCAGCCCUUUGACUCCUCUCUGGAAAAGCCCCAGUUUCCUGGAGCCUCAGCAGAGUUUGUGGACCAUCUUGAAUUCAUUCAGCCCAAUGUUAUUUCUGGGAUCGCAGUGUACCGGGUGAUGGACAGGCAAGGCAACAUAAUCAACCCCUCUGAGGACCCUCAGCUCUCCAAAGAGACUGUGUUAAAUUUUUAUCAGAAGAUGACGCUGCUGAACACAAUGGACCGGAUUCUUUAUGAGUCACAGAGACAGGGUCGAAUCUCCUUCUACAUGACCAACUAUGGAGAGGAGGGGACACACAUUGGCAGUGCUGCUGCUCUAGAGUCUAAUGAUUUGGUUUUUGGUCAAUACAGAGAAGCUGGAGUGCUGAUGUACCGUGGUUUCCCUCUGGAUCUCUUCAUGGCUCAGUGUUACGCCAAUGCUGAUGACCUCGGGAAGGGCCGACAGAUGCCUGUCCACUAUGGCUGCAAAGAACGGAAUUUUGUCACAAUCUCGUCUCCUUUGGCCACACAGAUUCCUCAAGCGACUGGAGCUGCGUACGCACUGAAGCGGGAGAACACAAACCGUGCCGUGAUCUGUUAUUUCGGGGAGGGAGCAGCCAGUGAAGGGGAUGCCCACGCCGGAUUCAACUUCUCAGCAACUCUCGAGUGCCCGCUGAUAUUCUUCUGUCGCAACAACGGCUACGCGAUCUCUACCCCGACCAACGAGCAGUACAGGGGGGACGGCAUCGCUGCUCGUGGGCCUGGUUAUGGCAUGCUGUCCAUUCGCGUUGAUGGGAACGAUGUGUUUGCCGUGUACAACGCCACAAAGGAAGCACGGCGCAGGGCUGUGGCUGAAAACCAGCCUUUCCUUAUCGAGGCAAUGACUUACAGAAUCGGGCAUCACAGCACAAGUGAUGACAGCUCAGCCUACCGCUCUGUGGACGAGGUGAACUAUUGGGACAAGCAGGACCACCCCAUUUCCCGGCUGAGGCACUACAUGACUGCACGCAGCUGGUGGAGCGAGGAUGACGAGCGCAGCUGGAGAAAACAGUCCCGUAAGACUGUGAUGGAGGCGUUCGAGAGGGCCGAGAGGCGCCUGAAGCCCAACCCUGAGCUGCUGUUCACUGACGUGUACCAGGAGAUGAUUCCUAGCCUGGAAAAGCAGAGGGAGUCCCUCUUUAGGCACAUCCAGCAGUAUAAAGAGCACUACCCCCUCGAACUGUAUGAGAAAUAACCGCAGUUGUGGCAACGUUUAAGUGAACAAAUGUGGUUGUGUGAAGACUGAAAGUAGCUGUGGUACACUGCUGCAAAACACAUAAGGUAUUCAUAGAGCAGUUUUGAUGUGUCAUUUCACUCUGCGCACAAUAUAGAAAGAACUUCUAAUGGUUUUUGGUGCCUUACGGUAGAAGUAAAAGCCACAAUUCACAUACAUGAAAUACUUCCAGGAAUUUUGGUUUGUUUUGAAUGCUGAUCCAACAGACGCAUUAAAAAAAAGGACAUCAGACAGCAGGAUCUGGAUAUCUUUACCCCCUUUGUCUAUGUAUCUUUCAUCACAUCAGUUGAUGAGCAGAUUUCCUUGAGUGUCAUUGAUGUCAUCUGAAUUGCUCAAUAAUAUAAUCUGCAUCAUUAGUUUUUGUUUGUUGAGAUGCUGUUACACCAUAUCCUGUUUCCCACAACUGUAGAUCUGAUUACAUAAAUGGGUUGUUUUGUUGAAAAUAAACUGUAAAACAAU
Girardinichthys multiradiatus is the source of this 2007-nucleotide messenger RNA. It is a transcript of the gene bckdha, whose product is annotated as branched chain keto acid dehydrogenase E1 subunit alpha. NCBI's taxonomy places the organism in Eukaryota, Metazoa, Chordata, Actinopteri, Cyprinodontiformes, Goodeidae. The transcript has 8 exons. Gene Ontology annotation, biological process: branched-chain amino acid catabolic process. Bases 169 to 1509 code for a protein of 446 amino acids. Gene Ontology annotation, molecular function: oxidoreductase activity, acting on the aldehyde or oxo group of donors, disulfide as acceptor. The record is from RefSeq and is a predicted model, not a curated record.